Gadus chalcogrammus (walleye pollock) is the source of this 6753-nucleotide messenger RNA. RefSeq lists its product as uncharacterized. The coding region runs from base 317 to 1420 and encodes 367 amino acids. The record is from RefSeq and is a predicted model, not a curated record. The transcript is spliced from 2 exons. NCBI's taxonomy places the organism in Eukaryota, Metazoa, Chordata, Actinopteri, Gadiformes, Gadidae.
UCUGUGGGAGAGACACUUUGCUUUAUGCAGUAGGAGGAAACCACACGCAAAGUAGCCAGUAGCCCUAGCCUACUUGUGCUAACAUGGCUUCACUUUGCGACUUCUUGCGGGUUCGAGGGGUUCCAGAAGAAGCCAUAUCGUUAAUGGAAGACCAAAAGAUUGACAGCCAAGUCAUAUCACUGAUAGAUGAUGCAACUCUGGCAAAUUACAUUCCCUCCUACGGAGACCGCAUUGCCCUCUUCAAUUUUUGCAAAAGUAAAAAGUCCCACCCACAGUGUAAACAUGGGCUUCUAGAAAAACUUUUCCUUUCUGACUUAUGAAAGUCAGAAAGGAAAGCACCAAUGAAGACACAACUCAUGCAGAUAAAAGAGCAACUUCGACAACUCGGACAAAGAAACUCAAAACAACUCGAAAUGUAGAGAUAGGAUGGAUUCACAGUGACAAAAACAAAGCCAAACAGGUGAGGGGAAAGCAGGGAGGUGGCACCAGAAAAGUUCAACUGGAAAAUGAUGCUGGAUUAGAAGAAAUCCUUCAAGCGGGAAAGAAACUUUUCUUUCCUGAUGGAAUAUCUCCUAAAGGAUCUGAAUCCGAUUUUGAGUUUGAAGUGUGGGACUUUAAACAGAACCGCCUUACUAAUGACACUUGCCUGUCCAUUGGCACUAUGUAUGAAACAGUGAGGCUGACAAUGUUACGCUUUUACAUUGCAACAAAGCCAAAAGAACUUGAAGAUGAUGCGAGUGAGACAUCAGAAGUGCUCCUUGUCUCAGCUCACAGUGGUUUUGAAAACCAUUCAGCAGAAGUACAAGUGGAAGAUGUCAUUGGUGAUUUUGAUGGAGUCCAUUCUGCUUUGGAAAUGUCUGUUGUUUCUGAAAUAACCUUUGGUCCCAUUUAUGGUGUUGAAGACGACACGGAGGACACGUUGAUCUUUGAGGGUUUGACUAUGCCUGCCAGUCCAACUCAUCCAGAGGAAGUUAUAACAAUCGCCAUACAUCAUGCUAACACUUUACAUGACAUGAUAACAGCUUUCUCUGAUGCAGAGAUUUUGAACAAAACACUGAAAGUGACGCGCAUUCUUCCAGACAACACAGAAGAAGCAGGCAGUGGAUCUGGGGUACUGCGAGAUGUUCUCAGCUGCUUCUGGCAUGAAUUCUACGAUCGAUGCUCACUCGGUGCAACAGUUAAAGUGCCCUUCAUUCGCCAUGAUUUUCCUGCUGAAACAUGGAAGGCAGUUGGCAGAAUCCUUGUGAAAGGCUACGAAGACUGCCAAUAUUUGCCAAACAAACUUGCCCUCCCCUUCCUUGAACAGGUGCUUUUCAACAAUGUGUACAGUGAUCUUAAAGAACAUUUCCUGCACUUUGUGAGCAACCAGGAACGAGAGGUUUUGAUAGAAGCGAUGACUGAUUUUUCCGCAGUUGACUGAUGAUCUUGUGGAAGUUCUCAGCCGCUAUGGCUGUCGAACAAAGAUAACUGCUGAUACUCUUCUUUUGAUACUUUAUGAAAUAGCGCACAAAGAACUUAUCCAAAAGCCUAUGUUCGUUAUUGACUGCUGGAAGGAGAUCACCCAUCAUCAUCAUCUCUCCCUGUUUCCAGAGGCACUGACAAAGUUGUUCUCUGACCUUCAACCAACCACCAAAAAGGUCUGUAAAAUGCUCAAAUUUGGUACUGAUUUGACUACGACACAGAAGGAAGUGGGAAAUCAUCUUAAGAAAUUCAUCAGAGAGCUAGAUGAAAGCAGACUUCAGAAAUUUCUGCGAUUCUGCACCGGAUCUGAUCUCGUACUAACAGACAGCCUCCAUGUGGAGUUUGUAGAAAUGACAGAGUUCACAAGAAGACCAAUUGGGCGCACAUGUGGUAACCUUCUGAACAUAGCUGACACCUAUGAGAACUUCCCAGAUUUCCGUUCAGAAUUUAAUGCAGUUCUGGAAAGCAAUGUCUGGGUAAUGGACAUUGUUUAGAUUCCCACAACCAGAACAACAACAAUUCACUGUUAAAAGACAUGUUCACGUUUCUAUGGACAGAAUGGCAAGAAAGAAUAAACAUUUAGGACCUGCAUUAAGCACUUUUGCAGCAGCAGCAAUAACUGUGGCAAGCUUCAUCACUGCUGUGUGCAGACAGUUAUAGAUUAUAAUGAUACUGUAUUUUCGCUACUUUUGUUAUUUUUUUGUUAGUAGCACAAUAGUGAACCAACCAGGUUAAACAUUUCUGUUAACCACCAUUGCUUAAAAGAGAAGCCAGCCCUGCACCUGUCUUGACAGAAACCUAAUGUUGUACAAAAGCAAGUUCUUUGUUUGAGUUGGACAAAUUCAUACGGACAUUGUCACAAGCUAAAAAAAUAUUCUGGUCGUUGUUUAAGACUGCAUUUUUAUUGACAAGUAAUCUGUACAAUAACCCAUGACUUUGUAUCAGUCACACUUGCAAACUGUCCCUCUAUAUGUAUGCCAUUAAUGGGUUUAUUUGUAUUAAGGUCUUUAAAGUUUGGAUAUGUGAUGACUGCCACAAUAUCACUUCCAAGUUAGUGAAAGCAAGUGUUUUAUAUACAGAAAAUCCUGAAGCUAUACUGAUGUUUUCUCAUAUUGCCUUGAUACCAAGUCUUGUUCAUCUACCAAAAUGAUGAUUCAUCUUACAGUAUCUUGUUACACUACAAAUCUCAGUUGAAUCUUAGAAUAGUUAUUCUGUAGCCAUUCGUUGUGUCAUGUUGACCGACUAAAAAAUUAUUUUAGCUGUUUUUAUUUUAGACACUAUGAUUGUUAUUGCACAGACUACACAAUGCAGUCUGAUAAUUGUGUGUUCUUACAUUACACACUUGUAAACCAUUUUGAUAAUAGCAAUACCAAAGUGCUGUAAUUGUUCAUUCUUACUUGUUCUACAGUGUCAUGUUCUCAGGUGUUUAGUUAGUCUUAACUCACUACCAUAGUACAAGAGUGUCCAAAGUUUAUGGAGGAAUUUUUUGGUAUUUUGUGAUCCUACAGAUCAUAGUUGAAUAGCCAAUUUUACCUGAAGUGUUUUUUUUUUCGGUGACUUAAUUUCAUAUUAAGUCACCGAUGUGGAAGAUAUGUUGUGAUAAAGAGGCUAUAAGAGAAUGACUACGGCUACAAAUCUAACUUUUUCUUUUAUUUACCAUAAAAAUGUAAUCGUAUGCUUCAUAUUCUGAAUGGAUUAUGUAUAAUGUUUCCUUCAGUAACUGCAUUUAGCUCAUAUGCUCUGUUUUAGCUGAGAUACCCAGUAAAGCCACUUGUGAAAAUGUUAAAUGCUUCUUUCAAAAUUUCAAUGUUAGUUUAAAAGUGUUCUUUAUUGACCAGCCUAUUUUGUCAUGAGAUUUUACACUGUUACUAUUGGUAAUACUUAAACAAUGUUUUAUUUUUUUAAUAUGAAGUUGUAAUUUUAAUAAAAAUGUAACCUUUUUCACCACAUUUGUAUUCAUGGUCUUCGGUUCGGUAUGUUGAUCUAAUGUUGAUCAAGCUCCCUAUCCAUAUGGGUAAAAAUAAGGUUUAAAAUACAGCUGUUUAAGAAUGUUACAAAGCAUUUUAUUGAUAAUCAUAUUGGAUACAAAUUUAAGAAAAAUAUUAGUCCAGCUGGCAUGAAAAACAAUAGUGAAAGAAGUGUGUGGACAAUUUAAACAAGUGAAAUGCACAAUGCAUUCAAUGAAACCUGUGCCGUGUUCCAAUACCGUUACUUCCAUGAGUACACUUAAAGGAAGUACACUAUCUGCACUAUCCGUACUCGCUUGAGUACGCUAUUUUUUCCAGAUGUGAGUGCUGUUCCAAAUCGAGUACUCUGUGGUGCACUUACCGGAAAUGACGAUCACGACUGCCGCCGUGGCUCCUCCCCCGCAAUAAACAUCCCGCUUUGAACGGUGAACUCUUUACGCCUAGCAGCUAUAAAAAGUUAUAAAAACUACAAAAUGACUAUUAAUGCAGGCUAUGUGGAAAAUGCGCCGACUUUGGCUCAGCCUGGCUCCGCCUCUUCCGCAACGUAGCUAAGAUGGCUGCCGUUGAGUACGGGGAGUGUCCUUCGAUCCACACUUCACGAUUAGCCCGUUUUGAGUACGGCAUCCAGGUCCUUGAAGUAUACUUCAUUUCGCCGGAUCUGAAUUGGACUGCGUACUCAAAUUUUGGCUAGUAAGUACGGACAGUACGGGUAUUGGAACACGGCACAGAAUAGGGCUCUGAAAUUACCAAUAUCAAGUGACUCAUUUAAAAGGUACAGUGAAUCAUUUCGCCAGUAGCAGGUUACAAUUAGCCACCAUAAAACAGCUUGAAAAGUAGGUGGAAAGAACAGAUUUUAUUAAAUAUCAAACCUGUAAUGGUUCUACUGAAUUUCUAUUGAUAAAUGCACCAUUGUAAUUUUGACCACUUUUAGCAAAGUUUGGGCAGCAACAAAAACACAUUCUUGAAAAGUGUGAAAGAAAAAUACAACAUCUUGAGUUAGCUGCAGCACAGCAAUACUCGUCCAUAUAGUGGAUUUCAUUGAUCAAAUAUUUCCCUGUAGUUCCUCCCUUAACAUGAUGUAUAGAUCAGCUGCAGCUAGUGGAUCUGCUGGAGCAUCCCAUCCUUUCUCUUCCAUUAGUAGACAACAUAGUUCAAAAACAGUUUGAUCGCAAGGAAACUGGCCUUUGGGAGUACACUCUUCCAAACACAUAGUAACCUCCUCCAUGGCAAUCGGUUUGAGUCUAUCCUCAGCACUGUGUAACUCUGGGAACGAGUCCAUCACCACUGGCCGACCCGAACCCACGUCAUUACUUGAUCUUGGUCUGAUUUUGUGUGAAUUCCAUGUAUGGACAACCUCAUCCAGUUCAUCCUGCAAAGAAAGAAGCACAGUAAAUACUCACUACAAACCUGUGAAAUAGGAGGUGUUGGACUACUGCUGCCUCUCUAAAUUGAGGCCUAGGUUGCUGCGUCAGCUAAGUCAAUAUUUAACAUAUACUGUAUACCACGCAUUUUUGUAAACAUCAAGGAUAAUCAAUGUAAAACUUAAAGCAAGGAAUGACCAGUUAAAGGAAUUUAUAAUCUCAAGUAUAACGCAUUGUAACAGUUAUUAUAAUGCAUUAUAAAUCCAUUUUAAUAUAUUACAACUAUGAAAUGAAGAAUACACUAUUAUCCUUGCAAAAACCAUGUCAGUGAGUGACCAGCAAUGAAUUAUGAGGUAUUAUAAUACUCGGCCUUAUAAGUCAUUGAAAAAUGCAUGAUAAUGUGAUGUUAUGAUCACUGUUAUAAAGCAUUUAAUGUGUGAGUGCUUAUAAAUGUAAUUAUACAGUGAUAUAUGCAGAUUAUAACUCAUAAGUAUGUUAAUAAUGAUUUUCAUACUACUUUUAUUACCGACUGAUUUCAUAAGGCAAGGAAAGAUUUGACGUGAACAAGAUUAAGGAAACAGAAUUGGAUAAGGUUUUUGUCCAAAAAGUCUCCUGUGAAGUGCCCAUCAUCCUGGAAAGUUUUAAAAAGGUUCAUCCAAAACUGUGCACUCUGUUUGCGGAGGGUACCCCAUCAUUGCCUCAAUGUGCUGGUUUGCUGUGCUUCUUCCGUAAAGGAAGCUUUUCUCCCCUGCAAAACUGACUGCAAAACUGGGUGGUUUCUCCGCAAAAACAUCUGCAUCUCUUCGACACAGCCAUUUUCCGUGCCCCUGUCUGCACGCAACCUCUCUGGACAUCCUUCUAUGCUUGAAACUGUCUUGAUGAAGUAACUUGCAACCACUUUAGGAUCAUUAUUUGUGGUAUAGGCCUCCAUCCAUAACACAUAUCGGCUAAAACCGUCUAUACAGCCAUGGAUGCAAAUGCCAUAGGGCUUUAACUUAUCAUAGCCGUCCAUGUGCCAAAGUGCAUUUGGCCCUCUGCAGCUGUAUUGUCGUCUUCUCAAGCGUCGUGCUCGCCUUAAUUCGACACCUUGUGGAUCAACCAACUUGAUAAUGCGUCUUAUGGUAUCUUGGGAAACAACAAAUCCCCGUUGAACUGCGCGAAGAUGUAGCCAACGGUACCCCUGCAUCUGUCCAUAGGUCAAAAUCUCAUUUUGGACAAAAGCCAGCACUUGGUCCAAGCCAGUCUGGUUCUUCCUUCUGAACAGACCAAGUAUUUUACGAAUUCUUUUUAAAGUUCUGAUACUAAGUACUAUAUGAUUGCUAUGUGCUAAAAUCGCAAGUAUUUCCUUGUUACUGAAAGAUAGUCUGAAGUAGAGUUUAAUUAGCUCAUCCAAUUCUGGCAUUGCAGGCAGUGUUGGGAGCAGUUAAACGUUGCGAGGAACCUUUUGAAAAAAUAGAAGGUGGAAAUGUGUUCCGCAGUCUUCAGUCUGCCAGGAGUGCAUCAUCCAUUAGCUCGAUGGUGUUGUCAAACUGCACAUGAGGAGAAAGAAAAGAAAAGACAAUCAUUUUCUCUAAAGUUCACAUUGCAAAUAUAAUGUCAAGGUAAAGCCUGUUAAGUCAGUGGGAAAAUACUGAUCUAUACGUGCAGGAAAGCUUUGAAUGCAGAGGUCAGUACAAUAAUGGAACAACAAUUAUAAUUUUUAUUUUCUUGACUCUGUAUAGCUCUUCAAUAACUGGAUCACACUCUCCUGGCUAGAAAAAAAAAUCAAAAAGCUAGGGAGUGAUAGACCUCUCAAUGUAACACUAUACACAUACUCACUUAUGAGUAGGCUAUCUCAAUACUGCAAUCAAACCUGAUAUUAUUUAUUUGAAUUCAGUCUAGACACUUUCAUAGUAAUAGCCAUUAGGAAACUCAUGAUUGACCUGCCAGGGGUGAAUGGAGCUAAGUAACUUUAACUUAACUUU